AAAAUACCGAUGGAUUUCUCAAACGAUUCCAAUGUUUCCCUCGGGGACCUUAAUUCGACAACAACAGCUGCAGACGGGGCCCUUCACUGCAGUGCCAUCCUCCCCGUCAUCUUUGGCAUCAUCUGCUUCCUGGGUAUCGUGGGGAACUGCAUCGUCAUCUACACCAUCAUGAAGAAGACCAAGUGCCGCGCCAAGCAAACAGUUCCGGACAUCUUUAUCUUGAACUUGUCCAUCGUCGAUCUCCUGUUUCUCCUCGGGAUGCCGUUCCUCAUCCACCAGCUGCUAGGCAACGGCACCUGGCACUUCGGAGCCGCCAUGUGCACCGUCAUCACGGCGCUCGACUCCAACAGCCAGAUUGUGAGCACUUACAUCCUCACCGCGAUGACCCUUGACCGUUACCUGGCUACGGUGCAUCCCAUCCGCUUCAACUACAUCCGCACUCCUUGUGUGGCGGAGCUGGUCAUCGGCCUGGUGUGGGGCCUGUCGUUGCUCACCAUCAUCCCUGUGUGGAUGUACGCAGGCCUGAUGCCUCUACAAGACGGCCUGGUGGCCUGCGCCCUCCUUCUGCCCGACACUGUCACUGACAUAUACUGGUUCACGCUCUACCAGUUCUUCUUGGCGUUCGCCAUACCUUUGGCCAUCAUCUGCUUGGUGUUCUUCAAGAUCCUCCAACACAUGUCAACCAGCGUGGCACCACUGCCGCCGCGCAGCUUGAGGGUGCGCACCAGGAAGGUGACCCGAAUGGCAGUGGCGAUCUGCCUGGCCUUCUUCGUCUGCUGGGCCCCUUACUACAUCCUCCAGCUGGUCCACCUCGGGGUGCAGAAGCCGAGCCUGGCUUUCUCCUACGCCUACAACAUAGCCAUCAGCAUGGGAUACGCUAACAGCUGCAUCAACCCGUUCCUCUACAUCGUCCUCAGUGAGACCUUCAAGAGGCUCUUUCUCAGGGCUGUGCACCCGGUCAAUAGAAAGUUCCGAGUGAACCCGAGCACCACAGACGGGGGCAGCGUGAGUGUGAGAAUGGUACCUGAAGGGGCUCGACAGGAGCCAGCGUCUGGGGAGAUGAUACCAUCCAACAUGGCCCCGGAGUGA
Messenger RNA from Anoplopoma fimbria (sablefish), 1089 nucleotides. It is a transcript of the gene mchr1a, whose product is annotated as melanin-concentrating hormone receptor 1a. The record is from RefSeq and is a predicted model, not a curated record. Gene Ontology annotation, cellular component: membrane; neuron projection. The transcript has 2 exons. Gene Ontology annotation, biological process: neuropeptide signaling pathway. Bases 10 to 1089 code for a protein of 359 amino acids. Gene Ontology annotation, molecular function: melanin-concentrating hormone receptor activity; neuropeptide binding. NCBI's taxonomy places the organism in Eukaryota, Metazoa, Chordata, Actinopteri, Perciformes, Anoplopomatidae.